AUGAACACCUCCACGACGGCCGCCAUAGAACCACCGUAUGUCACCGACAACGAGUGCCCGCAUAGAACCAGCAACAACUUAUUUGUCAUCGCAUUUUUCCUCACUGUCUUCCUAAUGUUCACCAUCACCUACGCAUGUUACUUCUUCAAGCGGUCAAGAUCACCCCUGCCACCGCCCAACCUUUCUUUUGGUCGUGUAACCAUCACUAAUUAUGACGAAGCACACGAUAACCAGCUCCUACGAUUCUCUCGAGGCCUUGAUGACGAUGUUCUUUUGGCUUUUCCAAUGUUUAUUUACUCUGACGCCACGAUAGCUCAAAAGGGUGACAACGCCAUGACUACCAUUGAUACCAAGUGUCUACCUUCUGGUUGCUCAAUAUGCUUGGCUGAUUAUAAACAAGCAGACGUCGUUCGGCUAUUACCAGAAUGUAGACACUUGUUUCAUGUUAAGUGUAUAGAUACAUGGUUGAAGGUUCAUCCAACUUGUCCUGUGUGCCGGAACUCCCCCCUUGCCGGUUUUGUAGCAGUAUCAAUACAAGGAAGUUGA
Erigeron canadensis is the source of this 546-nucleotide messenger RNA. RefSeq names its product putative RING-H2 finger protein ATL71. The transcript has a single exon. Lineage: Eukaryota; Viridiplantae; Streptophyta; Magnoliopsida; Asterales; Asteraceae. The record is from RefSeq and is a predicted model, not a curated record. Bases 1 to 546 code for a protein of 181 amino acids.